Messenger RNA from Doryrhamphus excisus (bluestripe pipefish), 2312 nucleotides. RefSeq lists its product as uncharacterized. Gene Ontology annotation, molecular function: protein binding; DNA-binding transcription factor activity, RNA polymerase II-specific; RNA polymerase II cis-regulatory region sequence-specific DNA binding. The record is from RefSeq and is a predicted model, not a curated record. Gene Ontology annotation, biological process: regulation of transcription by RNA polymerase II. NCBI's taxonomy places the organism in Eukaryota, Metazoa, Chordata, Actinopteri, Syngnathiformes, Syngnathidae.
CAUAGAUCAAGCCCCGCCCCUUGUACCUGACGUUAUUGAUUUAAAACCCCACUGAUCGGAAAUCAGUCUGCAAAGCUCACGUUGUUAAGAAACUGUACCGCUUAAACAGAACCAAAGUCAGUCCGACUGGCAACCGCCCAAGGUUGGCUGCUGGUUGGCCGUCGUCCAUCGAGAGGUCGCGAAGUCAACACAGUCACUGGCUGAAAGCGAAAGGAACGACGCCGCUGGACGACUAACGCGCUUUUUAGCACUUGUCGUUUUCAACAACCAUCUUUUUUAGUGAUUAUUUAAGGAGUACUCGACGGAGGGGAAGUGGCAGACAAGAUGGAUACACUCUGUUUCCGCUUGCCCGGCCACGGCGACAUGACCCUGAAGCACAUGAAUUCUCUUCGGUCUCGCCAGCAUUUUUGCGACAUCACCAUUUUGACCAGCAACAAUCAGACAUUCCGGGGACACAAAGUCGUGCUGGCGGCUUGUUCGCCAUUCCUGAGAGACCAGUUCCUCCUCAGUCCCUCCUCCAAGCUUCAGGUGUCAAUGCUGCACAGCUCCUCGGUCAUGUGUGAUCUACUGCAGUCGUGCUACACUGGUGUGUUGCAAUUUAACCCGGAGGAGAUCGUCAACUACCUGACUGCUGCAAGUUACCUACAGAUGGAGUGUAUCGUAGAACGCUGCAGAGAUGCUCUGAAGAAAUACAUGCAAUUGAAGAACCCGAAUCCACUGAAGAUAACUACAGAAGAGAAUCCGUCUCAGCCUGUGAUUGUCAGCGGCAGCAUUCAUUCCAUCGCGUCACCCCCCGCCGGCCGCCCGUCCCCUGCGCAUAGCCCGGAAGUGCACUUAGUGGAUGAGAACAGCGCACAGGAGAGCAGUCAACAACACGAUGGCAGUCCUUUGGUGCAAAAAGCCCGCGUGAAGGAAAACGCAUCAGACGACGAAGGAGACACCCGCCGAGAAAAGCAACAAGUGUUCCAAGUUUACAUCUCUGAUGAAGAGCAGAACAGUAUCAGGGAUGAGGAGACCGAAGCGCCCGCCGAUGCGCCUCCGGGUGCAUGUUCCCCCGAAAGGGAGGGGGUCGUGGUCGGAGGAGAGAGCAGCGAAUAUGACCUGAACCCAGCGGGAGAAGGUCUCGGUACGGACGGCUUCUCUCGAGAUGGACUCCGUGCUUUCAGACACAGGUUAUCCGAACCUGUGCGAGGCAGAGGGAGACCAGCGGGAAGGGGUUUCAAGAGGAGACGCUGGGUGUCCACUCAGGAGAAAAGAUCUCCGAGAUUAGCUUCUCAAGAUCUGUGGUAUCUGGCCAAUGCAGCAACAGCAGGGGGGUUUGGGAUGGAUUUCGGCGAAGUGCAUAAGACCGGGAAUUUUUUCUCCGUCGAUGCCCCGCGACUGGACUUCAGCUUAGACGAAGCCCAAGUGGACAAAUCCUUGCCGUCGGGGGGCAAUAGUUUGACUCAUUUCGCCCUGGAGGAGUCGGGCGACGCCGGCGAAGGGAGUUCCGGCUUGAAUGCUGGUACAAGCGAGGGAGGCGACGAGUCCGUCGCCGUAGUGGGCUCCACGUCCAGCGUCACCGGUCCGGUCAUCUGCGAGCACUGCGGCGUCACGUGCCCGUCGUCCCACGCCCUCGCCCUCCACUACUGCUCCGCUCAUCAGGUUUACGCCUGCCCCUUUUGCGACAAGCAGUUCCAGCACUCCUACAACCUGAACCGACACAUGGCCUUGCACCGGGGCAACGGGAAACCCCACCAGUGCCCACUCUGCUCCAAGGGCUUCACGCAGAGGUCCACGCUCAUCGACCACAUGAACCUUCACAGCGGCGAGCGCCCGCACCGCUGCGCGUACUGCCACGCUCGGUUCGCGCACAAGCCGGCGCUGCGGCGACACCUGAAGGAGCAACACGGGAAAACGACAGUGCAGAAUUCCCUCCACGAGCAGGAGGAACGAGAGAGAUCCGUCAGAAGGAUAAGAGAGGAAGCCCAAGAAUGUCCGAUCACUGAUCGAGUAUCUUAAAACCAAAGAAUCGAAUAAAAACAAAAAAAACAUUUAAUCACGUUAGUAGUUUAGCUGUGAGGCCUUUGUAGUGCAGAACAAUAUCACUACAUAAACUGCUUUGUUUUGAGGAAUUAUUUGAUACACUGUGUAUUGUCAGGAUAUUGCUGGGAAAAAAAAUGCUAAUUUUACCCGAUGGUUGUAUAUGUUUAAUUAAUUUUAAUGUUUUAAAUGAAAAAAAAAUACUUUAUAUCCUGCUGUAAAUGAUUGUAAAUAAAUACAGCAUUAAAUGUCAAAGGAAGCCCGUGGGCAUUCAUUUGAACUUUCUUGGA